AUGCACAUGAUGUAUCAGAGCUUCACGGCCACUGAAACUUUACCUCUCUCACCUUCUUUAGUACCAAGUGAUAAUGCUCAAAAUGAUGAGUUACUCUUCUUGAGUGACCCCAGAUUCGCGCGCCAUGGUGAGAUCUUGUUGCUGGUUCUUGUUCUUCUUUUCAGUGUCUUUCUUUUGGUUAUUGCUGUGAUGAUGUACAUGAAGCGCGUUCGUGGUGACCUCAAACAGAAUGAAGGGUCCAAGUUGGAGGCUUAA
Messenger RNA from Sphenostylis stenocarpa, 255 nucleotides. NCBI's taxonomy places the organism in Eukaryota, Viridiplantae, Streptophyta, Magnoliopsida, Fabales, Fabaceae. The record is from the annotation of a GenBank genome assembly.